Molecule: messenger RNA, 5304 nt
Organism: Tupaia belangeri chinensis (Chinese tree shrew)
Lineage: Eukaryota; Metazoa; Chordata; Mammalia; Scandentia; Tupaiidae
Gene: KIF16B
Product: kinesin family member 16B
Biological process (GO): microtubule-based movement
Molecular function (GO): ATP binding; phosphatidylinositol binding; microtubule motor activity
Source: RefSeq, a predicted model, not a curated record
GGAGAAAGACCUGGAGGCCAAGUUCAUUAUUCAAAUGGAGAAAAGCAAAACAACAAUCACAAACUUAAAGAUACCAGAAGGAGGGACUGGCGACUCAGGAAGAGAACGAACCAAGACCUUCACCUAUGACUUUUCCUUUUAUUCUGCUGAUAUAAAAAGUCCAGAUUAUGUUUCACAAGAAAUGGUUUUCAAAACCCUCGGCACAGAUGUUGUGAAAUCUGCAUUUGAGGGUUAUAACGCUUGUGUCUUUGCAUACGGGCAAACUGGAUCUGGAAAGUCCUACACCAUGAUGGGAAACUCUGGUGAUUCUGGCUUGAUACCUCGGAUCUGUGAAGGACUCUUCAGUCGGAUAAAUGAAACCACCAGAUGGGAUGAAGCAUCUUUUAGGACUGAAGUCAGCUACUUAGAAAUUUAUAAUGAACGUGUGAGAGAUCUGCUUAGGCGAAAGUCAUCGAAAACCUUCAAUUUAAGAGUCCGUGAGCAUCCGAAAGAAGGACCUUAUGUUGAGGAUUUAUCCAAACAUUUGGUACAGAACUAUGGUGACGUGGAAGAACUCAUGGAUGCAGGGAAUAUCAACCGUACCACAGCAGCCACUGGAAUGAAUGAUGUCAGUAGCAGGUCUCAUGCUAUCUUCACCAUAAAGUUUACUCAGGCAAAGUUUGAUUCAGAAAUGCCGUGUGAAACUGUGAGUAAGAUCCACUUGGUUGACCUUGCUGGAAGUGAGCGAGCAGAUGCCACGGGAGCCACUGGGGUUAGACUAAAAGAAGGGGGAAACAUCAACAAAUCCCUUGUGACCCUGGGAAAUGUCAUUUCUGCCUUAGCCGAUUUAUCUCAGGAUGCAGCAAACCCUCUUGUAAAGAAGAAGCAAGUUUUUGUGCCUUACAGGGAUUCUGUUUUGACUUGGUUGUUAAAAGAUAGCCUUGGAGGAAACUCUAAAACUAUCAUGAUUGCUACCAUUUCACCUGCUGAUGUCAAUUAUGGAGAAACCCUAAGUACUCUUCGCUAUGCAAAUAGAGCCAAAAACAUCAUCAACAAGCCUACCAUUAAUGAGGACGCCAAUGUCAAACUCAUCCGUGAGCUGCGAGCUGAAAUAGCCAGACUGAAAAUGCUGCUUGCUCAAGGAAAUCAGAUUGCUCUCUUAGACUCUCCCACAGCUUUAAGUAUGGAGGAAAAACUGCAGCAGAAUGAAGCAAGAGUUCAAGAAUUGACCAAGGAGUGGACAAAUAAGUGGAAUGAAACUCAGAAUAUUUUGAAAGAACAAACUCUAGCCCUUAGGAAAGAAGGAAUUGGUGUCGUUUUGGAUUCUGAACUGCCUCAUUUGAUUGGCAUCGAUGAUGACCUUCUGAGUACUGGAAUCAUCUUGUAUCACUUGAAGGAAGGUCAGACAUAUGUUGGUAGAGAUGAUGCUUCAACAGAACAAGAUAUUGUUCUUCAUGGCCUCGACUUGGAGAGUGAGCACUGCAUCUUUGAGAAUGUUGGAGGGACGGUGACUCUGAUACCCCUGAGUGGGUCUCAGUGCUCCGUGAAUGGUGUUCAGAUCAUGGAAGCCACACACUUAAAUCAAGGAGCUGUGAUACUUUUGGGAAGGACCAAUAUGUUUCGCUUUAACCACCCAAAGGAAGCUGCCAAGCUCAGAGAGAAGAGGAAGAGUGGCCUUCUGUCCUCCUUCAGCUUGUCCAUGACCGACCUCUCCAAGUCCUGCGAGAACCUGUCUGCCGUCAUGUUGUAUAACCCGGGUCUUUUCCCUAUAAAAGGACCCAUCUGCCUAAGACUUGAAUUUGAGCGGCAACAGCGUGAAGAACUUGAAAAAUUAGAAAGUAAAAGGAAACUCAUAGAGGAAAUGGAGGAAAAGCAGAAAUCUGACAAGGCAGAGCUGGAGCGGAUGCAGCAGGAGGUCGAGACCCAGCGCAAGGAGACAGAGAUCGUGCAGCUCCAGAUCCGCAAGCAGGAGGAAAGCCUCAAACGCCGUAGUUUCCACAUAGAGAACAAGCUGAGGGAUCUGCUGGCCGAGAAGGAGAAGUUCGAGGAGGAAAGGCUGCGGGAGCAGCAGGAAAUGGAGCUUCAGAAGAAGAAACAAGAGGAAGAGAGCAUUCUCCUUGUCAAGGAAGAGCUUCAACGGCUCCGAGAACUCAACCACAAUGAGAAGGCCGAAAAGAUUCAGAUAUUUCAAGAACUGGACCGGCUUCAAAGGGAAAAGGAUGAACAGUACAUAAAGCUGGAAAUGGAGAAAAGGAGGCUGGAGGAGCAGGAAAGGGAGCAAAUCAUGUUUGUGGCCCAUCUGGAAGAUCAGCUUCGGGAGAAGCAGGAGAUGAUCCAGCUGCUGCGGCGAGGCGAGGUCCAGCGGGUAGAGGAGGAGAAAAAAGACCUGGAGGACAUUCGGGAAUCCCUCCUGCGGGCCAGGGAGGCACGGGCUGGUGGGGACGAAGAUGGUGAGGAAUUAGGAAAGGCUCAGCUGCAUUUCUUGGAGUUCAAGAGAAGGCAGCUGGUUAAGCUUGCAAACUUGGAGAUUCAGCAGAAAGACCUCCUAGAAAGAGAAAUUGAAGAAGAGCAGGUAACCCUGAAGCAUUUAAAAGGUGAAAAGGAUGAAGCAUCUAAGUCGCUGGGGGAAAGUGAUGAUGGUGUCACGAACGUCACCCAGAUGACUCAAGAUUUAGAAAAAAUAAAGCCUGUGGAGUGCAGGCUGCAAUAUAAAGAACGCCAGCUACAGUACCUCCUGCAACAUCAUCUGCCAACUCUGCUGGAAGAAAAGCAGAGAGCGUCUGAAAUCCUUGACAGAGGCCCUCUCGGCUUAGACAACACUCUCUAUCAAGUAGAAAAAGAAAUGGAAGAGAAAGAAGAACAGCUUGCUCAGUACCAAGCCAAUGCCAGCCAGCUGCAGAAGCUUCAAGCUACAUUUGAAUUCACUGCCAACCUGGCGCGUCAGGAAGAGAAAGUAAGGAAAAAAGAAAAAGAGAUUCUAGAGUCACAGGAGAAGCAGCAAAGGGAGGCACUGGAGCGUGCCAUUGCCAAGCUGGAGAGGAGGCACUCUGCCCUGCAAAGACGCUCCACCCUGGGCGUGGAGAUUGAAGAGCAGCGGCAGAAGCUUGCCUCUCUGAACAGCAGUGACAGUGAGCAGUCCGGGCUGUGGGCUUGCCUGGAGGCUGAGCAGGAAGCCCUGGAAAAAGAUCGGGAGAGGUUAGAACAUGAAAUCCAGCAGCGGAAGCAGAAGAUCCGGGAGGGUGAAGGUCAGAAAGGUCAUCAUGGGUCCCUGGAGGGGAUGUCCACCUCUACCAGCUUUCCAUCCAGUGCCGAAAAAACUCACCCACUCCCACUGAUGGAUGCCAGGAUCAAUGCUUACAUUGAAGAAGAAGUAAAAAGACGUCUUCAGGAUUUGCAUCAUGUGAUUGGUGGUGACAGCAAAACAUCUGCCGAUCUGAUGAAGGAUAAUGAGAAACUUCACAAUGGCACCAUUCAACGUAAGCUAAAAUAUGAGAGGAUGGUUUCUCGCUCUUUGGGAGCAAAUCCAGACGACCUGAAGAACCCAAUUAAAAUUAGUAUUCCACGCUAUGUCCUCUGUGGCCAAGGGAAGGAUGAGCACUUCGAGUUUGAGGUCAAGAUUACCGUCCUAGACGAGACAUGGACUGUAUUCAGGCGUUACAGUCGUUUCCGAGAAAUGCAUAAAACAUUGAAGUUAAAGUAUGCAGAGCUUGCUGCCCUUGAAUUUCCUCCAAAGAAACUAUUUGGAAACAAGGAUGAACGUGUGAUCGCCGAGAGGCGAAGUCACUUAGAGAAAUACCUCAGGGACUUUUUCAGCGUGAUGCUCCAAUCUGCAACAUCGCCCCUUCACAUCAACAAGGUGGGGCUGACUCUCUCGAAACACACCAUUUGUGAGUUCUCGCCGUUCUUCAAGAAAGGAGUCUUUGACUAUAGCAGCCACGGAACCGGGUAGAGCCAGGGGAGAUGGAGGAACCACCAUGCAGUGCCUUUUCAACGUGGGCCUCCGAUGCAGGGCAGCCUCCUACACACCGGGCUCGGCCUGCCUCCCCCAAAGAGGGCAGACAGGCAGCAGCUGACUGGACCGCCUCACGUUUUCCCACCUGGUGCCUGAGUUUGGGAAUGGGAUGCUGUGCCUGCUGGUGGCGACCCCGAUGGGCAGCUGCUACUGUUCCUUUACAGUUGAAUGUGGCCUUUCCCAUAGUGCUUCCUUCUCAUCGCACGGCGGAGUUGCUCCCCUGUGGCAAGAUGGGUGUGGCUUGAUUAUUUGGGGCUCCUAAAGUCAAGUGACCCCCGAAGUUCCCAAAGUGGGUGGCUCACCAGACCACCUUCACUGACUUUCAUCUGGUGUGCUUUCACCAAAAUACACUCAUUUUUUAAUAUUCCUUCCAUGUGGCUGGUUGUAUCUCCCAAGAAAAGCAUCUGAAAUUAUUUCACUGUAUUUUUUUUCUUUUGUUCUCUCAUUUGAAUCAGAACUCUUCUGUAACAACUGAAAACACUGAUGUUUACACAGAAUUUCAUAUUCUGCAAAAGGGAUUUUUGGUCCAAUCACUAGAGUCUUCCAUGCUUGACACAUUGGAUGUAGGUGGCAUCAUUUAAAACCUCUAUAAGUCCCUACAAAUAGCAUAUUUGUUUAACUUUGAAUAUUGAGAAAUUUUCCCCAAUGUAAAUGGCUACUGUGCAUUCUCGAGCUGCUUUUGCUAAGCACAAAAUAAGCGCAAAGCUGAAUGCAGAUUUUUAAAAUAUUGUUUUGUUCACCUUUUUGUUAUGGAAUCUACUGGAUCUUUAGUUGAAAAACUAGACUCUACAAUAGUUUGUUAAUGAUCCCUUAAAAUACUCAGGACUUAAUGUAGCAUUGCACAUCUAUGUACAGUAAAACUGUUUUGUUUUACUAAAGAAAAAAAGUAAGUAGAAAAAAUAUAUAUAUGGUAUAUAUUGAAAUGUAUAUAAUUCUACUUAUAGAUUUAUAUAUGAACAGACUCCUGUACAGUAGUUGUAUCAAAAUAUAUAAUCAUUCACACCAAAUUUAUUAAAGGUAUUUGCUUUUUCAAAAUUUAAAUUAAGCUGCUGUCAAUAUUAAAGGAAGUUAUGGAAUCUACCCUGUAGCUCAGUUUGUUUACGUUCAUACCCAUUCCCACUAGUCUGUUUGAAUAUUGAGCUACCAUGCUUAGAAAGACACAUGAUGUAUAAUUUAGCAUUUUUGUUACAGAAGAUGCCUUUAUAGUAAUGAUUGAAGUUGCAAAUGAAUGGGUAACAAACAGGUUUACAUUCAGUCUUCUAGAAUAUGCUUGCACAACAGAGCUCUCUAGCCUGAAAAAUAUGUUUAAAGAU